Messenger RNA from Eimeria tenella, 738 nucleotides. RefSeq lists its product as uncharacterized. Lineage: Eukaryota; Apicomplexa; Conoidasida; Eucoccidiorida; Eimeriidae. The record is from RefSeq and is a predicted model, not a curated record. The transcript is spliced from 3 exons. The annotation marks the transcript as partial.
AUGGCGCGGGACGAGAGAGACCGCUCGAGUUCCAGGCGGAGGACAGACGGCGCUGAUGAGCGCGACAGAGACAGAGACAGGGACAGGGACAGAGACAGAGAUAGAGAUAGAGACAGAGACAGGGACAGAGACAGAGACAGUUGUUCGCGGAAGCGGGCGCACCGGAGCAGCAGCAGGGACAGUUUGCGGGGGAAGCGUCGCGACCGGCGGGAGCGGGAGCACAGGACAAACAAAACAAACGAAAUAAACAAAACAAAUAAAAUAAAUGAAAUAAACAAACUAAACAAAAUAGACAAAAUAAAUGAAAUGCGGGAAAUCAACAAAGGCCACCAAGUUCAGGGAGACAGGCGCUACAGACGCCGCAGCCAAGAAAGAGACUCUUUUGCAUUCCGCGAAAAAGACCCCAAGACGGGGCAGCAGCAGCAGCGCAGCAGCAGCAGCAGCAGCAGCAGCGCAGCAGCAGCAGCAGCAGCAGCAGCAGCAGCAGAGCAGGAGGCCCUCGAGGACUUCGCGCUCGAAGGAGACACUUUUCUUUCCGACGAAGAAAGGGACAGGCGCUUCCUCGAGGAACGCAGGAGGAGACGCGCAGCAAUUCUCGCCAAAAUCAGCAGCAGCAGCAGCAGCAGCAGCAGCAGCAGCGGGGACCAGCCGGAGGGUUCAGCAGCAGCAGCAGCAGCUGAUGGCUCGCAGAGCCGCCCCGCCUCCGAAGGAGACACGUCUCAGCAGCUUGCCACCGAC